Arabidopsis thaliana (thale cress) is the source of this 1203-nucleotide messenger RNA. It is a transcript of the gene RABA6a, whose product is annotated as RAB GTPase homolog A6A. The transcript is spliced from 2 exons. The record is from RefSeq and is marked reviewed. Lineage: Eukaryota; Viridiplantae; Streptophyta; Magnoliopsida; Brassicales; Brassicaceae. Gene Ontology annotation, cellular component: plasma membrane. Gene Ontology annotation, molecular function: GTP binding; GTPase activity. Bases 362 to 1063 code for a protein of 233 amino acids.
UUUUGUUUUUGUUUUUUUGUCGUCUCCCUCUUAUUAAAAAUGAAGCUCUCCAUUAUAUGGAUUCAGUAGAAUUAUUAUAAUUUCUUGGACGCCAUUUUUCUCACCCCAAGUUUUCCUUCUAAUAAAUACGAGUGAGCAAUGCGUAAGUAUAAAAACCCGAUUUGACUAUAUAAUAUUCUCAAAAGAAUAAUACUACUAAAUCUGAUUUUCAACCAAAAGCCAAAUUCAGCGGAGGAACUGUCGUUUUCCUUUCUUCUUUACUUCUUCACCUUUCUCCUAUUUCAUCUUAACAUAUAAUCAUCAGAAGAAAAAAAAAUUCUAAAACAAAAGAGGAACUUGAGAAUUUUAUGCUUGAGACAAAAUGGCAGAAGAUACGUACGAGGAAGAGUGCGACUACUUGUUUAAGGCGGUGUUGAUCGGAGACUCAGCCGUCGGAAAAUCAAACCUCUUGUCUAGAUUUUCUAAAGACGAGUUCCGGUUUGACUCUAAACCAACCAUCGGAGUAGAGUUUGCUUACCGGAAUGUUCACGUCGGAGAUAAAAUCAUCAAGGCUCAGAUUUGGGACACCGCCGGCCAAGAAAGAUUUCGAGCAAUCACAAGUUCGUACUACCGUGGAGCAUUAGGGGCAUUACUGAUUUACGACAUCACUAGACGAACAACUUUCGACAACAUCAAGAAAUGGCUUUUCGAGCUUAGAGACUUCGCCAAUCCCGAAACCGUCGUUGUCCUCGUCGGAAACAAAUCUGAUCUCCGACAAUCUAGAGAAGUUGAAGAAGACGAGGGUAAGACUCUAGCAGAAUCAGAAGGUCUCUACUUCCUCGAGACUUCGGCUUUAGAGAAUGUUAACGUCGAAGAAGCGUUUCUAGUGAUGAUCGGACGGAUACAUGAGGUUGUUACUCAGAGGAUAGCUUCGGAAAACAAAUCCAACGGUGCUGCGACGCCUCACAUUAACGGUAAUGGGAACGGUACGGUCCUUCCGGUUGGUAAAGAAAUUGUGAAUAUACACGAAGUCACUGCUACUCAACCCUUAUUAAGCUCAUCUUCCAACUGUUGUUUCAAGUAAAUAAUUAAUGUAUUUUUUUCGUUUAUUGUUUUGGAAUACUUUGAUGAUGUUUUUAUUUGCCUGUGUAUUCGUGAAAAUUUUGCCUAGGUUGAGUACAUGAAUUUAAAUCAUACAAUUAAAUCCAAAUAAAUAUGAAAAUC